UCUAAGGAAUAAUCACAGUCAAGAUGAGCUAUGCGCCACCACCGCCGCCAACGGCAGCAACGUCCAGUGGACAUGGAACUGGAAAAACCAACGUGAGUGAGCUCCUGGCGCACAGCCAAGGCAUCAUGAGCUGGAGUGGAUGCGGUCGCUACUUGGCAGUGGCAAAGGAUACGCGAUUGUGUGUCCGCGACGUGACGAUGAACUUGAGCAUCGUCCAGCUGUAUACAUGUGUGGAUAUGAUAUCCGCCAUUCAAUGGGCGCCGCAUGACGAACACGAUACGGAAAGCAUGCGAUUGAUCUUUUGUGCCAUGUUUAAGCGCGCAAUUGUCCAAGUGUUUUCCAUUCUUGACCCGACAUGGCAUUGCAAGAUUGCCGAAGGGAUCUGCGGUCUCGUGGCAGCGAAAUGGACCCCCGAUACAAGGCACAUCAUCACCGUGUCAGACUUUCGCAUUCACGCCACUGUGUGGUCCCUCGUCGACACUACCAAGUAUGUGAUCCGACACCCCAAGCUCGGCGCCGAAGGCAUGACCUUUUCACCGGAUGGAACGUACUUGGCAGUCGCUGAGCGUUCUGAGUGCAAGGACGCAAUUGGAAUUUACAACGUCGAGUCGUGGGAGUUGGUGCGCCAUUUUGAUUGCGCCAGUUACGACAUGGUUGAAUUGUCAUGGUCGAUGGACGGCAGAGCGAUUGUAGUGCGGGAUACAUUUCUAGAGUACCGCGUGUUGUUUUACUCGAUUGAUGGCGAUUUGCUUCACCAGUUCGAGGCAUAUCAACAUGCGUUAGGCAUCAAGAGCAUGGUGUGGUCGCCAUCUGGCCAAUUCCUCGCUGUGGGGUCAUUCGACGAAAAAAUUCGACUCCUCAGCCACAUGCACUGGAAGUGCAUUGCCGAAUUGGACCAUCCCACGUUUAUUCCUUCCAGCACUUCUGGCAGCAAUGCGGAUAUUUACAAGCAAGACAAACGGUCCAAUGACUGGGCACUAGAAGGGCCACCGCACACGGUGACAUAUGUGUCGCCUGAUCCAUUAAAAGAAGUACCAAAAGUUGGCGUGGGGGUUUUGGCAUGGAGUCAUGACGCUGGAUACUUGGCGACCAAGAACGACGCGAUGCCAUACCACAUUUGGAUUUGGAAAACUGACACUAUGGCGUUGCACACUUUGCUAGUAAGCAGUUCACCAAUCAAAACAUUUCGAUGGAACCCAGUGAAGUCGUCUCUUGCGUUAGGAUGCGGAAACUCGAGGCUUUCAUUUUGGACUCCAAAUGGACUCACCUGGAUGGACCUUCCGGACGUCAAAAUUCUGGGGCUGCGGUGGCACCCGAAGGGGGACUUCGUUGUCGUGUUGGGCAAAACCGAUUUUUGUGUUGUUAACGUAUGAUAAACAACUUGUCUUGAGGGGUCACCACCACGUCCUCCGAAGGGUUCAAAAACAC
Messenger RNA from Aphanomyces invadans, 1428 nucleotides. RefSeq lists its product as hypothetical. The record is from RefSeq and is a predicted model, not a curated record. Bases 24 to 1373 code for a protein of 449 amino acids. Gene Ontology annotation, cellular component: mitotic spindle; MWP complex; microtubule organizing center. Lineage: Eukaryota; Oomycota; Saprolegniomycetes; Saprolegniales; Verrucalvaceae. The transcript is spliced from 12 exons. Gene Ontology annotation, biological process: protein localization to mitotic spindle pole body; microtubule anchoring at mitotic spindle pole body; mitotic sister chromatid segregation. Gene Ontology annotation, molecular function: protein binding.